Drosophila serrata is the source of this 3740-nucleotide messenger RNA. RefSeq names its product synapsin. Lineage: Eukaryota; Metazoa; Arthropoda; Insecta; Diptera; Drosophilidae. The record is from RefSeq and is a predicted model, not a curated record.
UUGUCGACCUCUGUCAAUAUUAGCGCCAUCGCAACUGCAGGGUGUGGGCGAAUCUGCGCCCCGCCACCGGAGCCAAAAAGCAGCACCCUGAAUUUCUCGUCGUUCAAAUCGAGCUUCACUUCCAAUGUUAAUUUCCUGAAGAGAAGAUUCAGCUCGGGAGACUUGUCUUCCGAGGUAGACGAUGUCGAUCCCAACAGCCUACCGCCGGCGGCUCGUCCCAUCCAGGACCAACCGACGAAGCCGCCAGCGACCAGCGGUGGUCCGCCGAAUAUGCCACCGCCUCCGGCACCGGGUCAACCCUCGGGAGCCGCUCCGGAACUCUCGCUGAGCUUUGGAGCUGGCAAGGCACCGACCACGGCAGCACCUGCUCCGCCCCGAGGAGUGAGUGCCCCGACCAGUCCGGCCAAGUCGCGUGAAUCCCUGCUGCAGAGGGUUCAAAGCUUGACCGGUGCUGCCCGGGAUCAGGGAGCCUCGAUAUUGGGAGCUGCGGUCCAGAGUGCCACACAGCGGGCUCCGACCUUCAACAAAGACAAGUACUUCACGCUGCUGGUUCUCGAUGACCAGAACACGGACUGGUCCAAGUACUUCCGCGGCAGGCGACUCCACGGUGACUUCGACAUCCGAGUGGAGCAAGCUGAGUUCAGGGAUAUCACUGUGGUCUCCAGUGCGGACACCGGACCGGUUGUCACCAUGGCUGCCUAUCGCAGUGGCACUCGGGUGGCGCGCUCUUUCCGGCCGGACUUCGUGUUGAUUCGUCAGCCGCCGCGUGACGGAUCCAGCGACUUCCGGUCCACGAUCCUGGGCCUGAAGUACGGCGGAGUGCCCAGCAUCAAUUCGCUGCACUCGAUCUACCAGUUCCAGGACAAACCCUGGGUGUUCUCGCACUUGUUGCAGUUGCAACGGCGCCUGGGACGCGACGGCUUCCCUUUGAUCGAACAGACAUUCUUCCCCAAUCCACGCGAUUUGUUCCAGUUCACAAAGUUCCCCAGCGUGCUGAAGGCUGGACAUUGCCAUGGCGGUGUGGCCACCGCCCGGCUGGAGAACCAGAGCGCCCUCCAAGAUGCCGCUGGAUUGGUGAGCGGUGCCGGCAACGAUUCGCAUUGUUAUUGCACCAUUGAGCCCUACAUCGAUGCCAAGUUCAGCGUGCAUAUCCAGAAGAUUGGCAACAACUACAAGGCAUUUAUGCGUAAAUCGAUCACCGGCAAUUGGAAGACCAAUCAAGGCUCAGCCAUGUUGGAGCAAAUCACCUUAACCGAGAAGUACAAAAGCUGGGUGGAUGAGAUAUCCGAGCUCUUUGGCGGCAUGGAGGUGUGUGGUCUCUCCGUUGUGGUGGCCAAGGAUGGACGCGAGUACAUCAUCAGUGCCUGCGAUAGCACUUUUGCCCUGAUCGGAGACACCCAAGAGGAGGAUCGUCGGCAGAUUGCAGAUCUGGUAUCAGGUCGCAUGCAGAACGUCUGCCGACCCAGCAUGGCCCAGACUGGACCCGGCAAGCUGCCCUCCCGCUCCUCGGUCUCCUCGCGUGCCGAGAGUCCCACGGAUGAGGGCAUGGCACCCACUCCGCCGCUACCGGCUGGCCCACGACCGGCGCCCAUGGGUGGACCUCCACCAAUUCCGGAGCGCACCUCGCCGGCCGUGGGUUCGAUUGGGCGGUUGAGCAGCCGCAGCAGCAUCUCGGAGCUGCCGGAGGAGCCCUCGUCUUCGACAGGAACAGGUCCCAGCACUGUGGGUGGAGUGCGUCGCGAUUCGCAAACUUCGCAGGCCUCCAGCAUCUCCUCGGUUUCUCGGGCUCCGGGCCAGAGGCCAGCGCCGGCACAGAGCCAGAGCUCCGUGGUGGAGGAUGCCGAGGAUACCAUGAAGAACCUGAGGAAGACCUUUGCGGGGAUAUUCGGGGACAUGUAGGAAAUCGCUAAUAAGAAGCGCGGCAGAACGGCCAGCGAGACGAGUAGCGGCAGCGGGCCGGGCAGUGUGCCCAGCAGUGCCGGACCGGGAAGCAGUGGAGGUGGAUUCAGUGGCUCCUUCCUGGGCAAGCAGUUCUCGUUCGCCAGCGGUGGCGGCAGCAGCAGCGGCAGUGGAGCGGUGAUCUCCACCCAGCCCACACAGGAGCCACCAGCUGCUCCGCCGGCCAUUAACAGCAGCAGCAGCGUUUCGGAUAGCGGUACAAAAACUACGGAUACGAAUACGGAAACAGAUAGAGCCGGAGCCGGUUAUCAGCCGGUGACCAAUUUUGAGCCACAGGAAAGGGUCAAUCCAUUUGACAAGGAGCCGCACAAGUCGGCCAGUGGAGCCAGCAUCAACACAGCUUCCUCCUCAUCCUCGAUGUCGUCAUCCUCCAUCUCGCCACGCAUCAAUCGGAAUGGCAAUGCCAUCAAAUCACCGCCACCGCCGGCGGGUCCACCACCGCCACCACCCAGCCAUGUCAGCCAUGUGAGCAAUGCCAACAGUUCCAGUGGCUAUCGGAAUAGCUUCAGCAGUUCCCUGAGCAAGGAUAAGACCAGCUAUGGUAAUUACGGCAGCAGCACCUCGGUGGAGACCAUCACACGCAUGGAUACGAAUACCACAAACACGGGAGCCACGGCCACAGAGGCUGGAGAGGCCAGCGGCAUUACGGCCAUCACAAAUAUUAGCAAUAGUGCAGGAGCAGGGACCAUAGCUCCUGUUACAGGUACCAUUACCACCUCGGUCACAACCAAUGACUGGAGAACGGCCAUUGGCAUGCGCUCGGCCAGCGUGUACAGUGCUCCGGCAGCAGUGACCACCACUGGGUUACCCGGAGACACCUCCGGCUAUGACUCCAACUCGAUUGCCUCGCAGGAUGGUGGUUUAAACAAUCCCAGCGAUUUGCCCUCAUACACACGGCCCUCGUACUCACGAUCCGAGAGCAAUGCUUCCAAACAGUCAGAUCUGGACCUGAUUUUCGGCGAUAGCAAGACCACGCCAGCCUCUUAUGGAAAUGGCAAAUACACACGGGCAGCGGGAUCCAUCUCAGAUGCAGACAUGAUCUUUGGUGGACCACCCUCCAACUAUAAGACCGAUCGCUUUGGGGCAGCCAAGAGCAUGAGCAUGAGUUCCAGCGGAGUAGGUUCCGGCAAUGGAUCCGGAGCAGGGGGAUAUAAGAUCUACGAUGGUAUUCAGAAUGCGGCAUUCAGUGACUUUAGCGAUUCCGGCAGUGUGAGCAGCAUUGGAUCGCAUACCAAGCGCUGGAGUGCCAAUAGGGAGGAUGACGAUGAAUUGGAUUUGAAGUGAAGAAGUGAAGAGUAGAGGAACCAUCACCAAAAGCAGAGAUGUCCAAGCCGGGAAGAAGUCAUUCCAAGUUUGGACAUAACUGACCACAGUCACUCACAAGACAUAACGACACACACUAUAUACCACAAGCAAACUAUGGAAAUCUAUCUAUUUUCUGCCUCUGAAGUUUCCUGGUUUCAUGGGAAUGAACACUAAGCAUCCACACACUCGCUCAUGAUUUAGUUACUAUCGUUUUCUAUCCCCUCAUAAGCCAUAAGGAUAUUCACCAUCAUCAGCAGUUAAUGCUAUGUAGACACUGUAGAACACUACUAAUCUAUAAAUAUAACCACCAAAGCAACACAAUAAUGCAAAGCCCAUUAGAUAAUGUCGCCGAUGACUUGACUGGUUUUGCAGCAUGAUAUAUAGAAGAUGGGAAGUUGGAAGGAUGAGGAACCUAUUUAAUUACACAUACUUGAAAGCAUUUUGAAAGAUUUUCCAACAAAAAAAAAAAUAAAAAC